Coregonus sp. 'balchen' is the source of this 15800-nucleotide messenger RNA. NCBI's taxonomy places the organism in Eukaryota, Metazoa, Chordata, Actinopteri, Salmoniformes, Salmonidae. The record is from the annotation of a GenBank genome assembly.
UGUUGUUGUUGUUCGACAGCUAGUGGCAUGCUUCUCACUGGCAGUGCUAGCGGUUAGCUAAUAUAGCCAGUUAGCUAUCUAGUUGCCAUUCAUUGAUUCUGACUUUCUGUUUUUAAUUUCGCUAACGUUAGUUGGUUGGUGAGUUAACGUUUAUUAACAUAUUAGUUAGUCGAGCUAGCUAGUUGCUUUGAUUAAGGCUAGCUAACUAGGUCACUGAUUUAACUGCGACGAUGCAAUGGUCAGCUUAUGACAUGAUGUUGGACGACCAAAAACUAGCUACCUAGCUAAAGUUUUCACUGAAAUGUUUGAGUUAGAAUUCAAUAAUGGAAGGUUUACUUGACUAAUUAUAUUUUAAGAAGUAAGCUAGAGAGAGCUAGUGGUUUAAAUGGCAAGAAUAGAACCAGGUAAUGGACUUAAGUCAGCAGAGUCCCACAAAAGUUUGCGGAGCACAAGAGAAAGUCUGGCACUGACAGAUGGAGAAGGCAACUCUUUCAGCUCGGACUCUGAACUAAAUGGCUAUACCAGUGAGAGACAGACGGAUAAAUAUGGAUUUAUUGGGGGUGCACAACAAUAUUCAGAACAAUCGUAAGUAUGACCCAUCUGUUUAGAAUUGUCCAUCAGAAAUGACGUAGCUAGCUCGUUCUGUCUGUGGUUGACAGACAUGACUGUUCUAAAUUGUCAAAACGUUUUCAUAAGAAGUGCGUCUUCCUUCAUUACAGAUUAGUCAUCUGAUUGACCCCUUGUCAUCUGUUUGUCAUUUUCUAAUAUGCAAUCCAUAUUUUUAUCAGUAGCCUGUUAUUUGUUACCCCUGGAGGCCAACAGAAACAGUUAUUCCUCUUGCUCAGUGUUACACUCCAGACUGGUCUCAUAGACUAGACGUAACAUAAUAAAAGUAAAUCCGGAACACUCAAAUUAGUAUGAUAUGUUACGUUUGGUAUGGUUGCAUAAGAUAGAAGGAUACUUAAGGCCUAUAAUGCGAAUGUCUAGUAACCCAAAGGCUGCGCGUUCGAAUCUCAUCACGGACAACUUUAGCAUUUUAGCUCAUUAACAACAACUUACUACAUUUUAUAAACUUUGCAACUACUUAGCAUGUUAGCGACCCCUUCCCCUAACCUUAACCCUUUUAGCUAACCAUUUCCCUAACCUUAACCCUUUAACCUAACUCCUAAUCUUAACACUUAACCCCUAACUCCUAGAGCUAGCUAAGGUUAGCGUUAGCCACAACAAAUUGGAAUUCGUAACAUAUUGUACAUAUUAUGCUUCCAAGGAGACUUGACAGCCUUUGUGUUGUAUGGCAUUGUUUUUCCCUUUCUCAUUUUGUUUACCAAUGUGUGUUAUGUUAGGCCGGGUACUGCUGCCUUGUAAAGUGCUUUUGACUUUACAGUUGUAAGUGGCCGUGGCUGAAAUCUGUCUUGCCUACUACUUACUAAAACGACAUAGCCUACUGUGUGCUAAUAUACUACAUACUAUCUAGAACGUACUGUUUAGUAAAAACGUAGCCUAUGUAGUAAGCAACAAAUAUGAACAAAAUGCUCAUCCACACUGAGAAGGCGUCAUCUAAUGCGCAAUCAAACUUGUUCCCCACCAUUUGUUCAUCUGAUUAUCAACUGUUGUCAAACCCGUGUGUGAAAAGAUGAUUCUCUUCCUCAAUAGCGUGCAGCGAUUUCUACUUUAUGAAAAGCCAAAAUGAGUAUAACAUCCUGGCAUUUAAAGACCCAAUGCAGAUGUUUUCAUCUCAUUAUCAAAUCAUUUCUGGGUAACAAUGAAGUACCUUAGUGUAAUUUUUUUCUAUUAAAAUCAAUCAAAUUUGAUAUCAAAUAUAUCUAUAAAGUCGUUUUUACAUCCGCAAUUGUCAGUGCUUAUACAGAAACCUAGACCCAAAUAGCAAGCAAUGCAGAUGUAGAAGCACGGUGGCUAGGAAAAACUCUCUAGAAAGGCAGGAAACUAGGAAGAAACCUACAGAGGAACCAGGCUCUGAGGGGUGGAGAUUAUAAGAGUACAUGGCCAUUAAGGUCAGAUCGUUCUUCAAGAUGUUCAUAGAUGACCAGCAGGGUCAAAUAAUAAUCACAGUGGUUAUAGAGGGUGCAACAGGUCAGCAACUCAGGAGUACAUGUCAGUUGGCUUUUCAUAGUGGGGGAGAGAGAGGGUCGAAACAGCAGGUCCGGAACAAGGUAGUACGACCGGUGAACAGGUCAGGGUUCCAUAGCCGCAGGCAGAGCGGCAGAAACUGGAUGAGCAGCACGACCAGGUGUGCUCGGGACGGUUUUGGUAAAAACAGUAGGAUAAAUACACAUGUAGGUAGAGUCCAUUCCAUUCCAUUUUUUUCUCCUUUUCUUUUAAGAUUGAGUGAAGGAAAAGUAUUUUGAAACUUCUUAAUGAUUUAGUAUAUUUACUGGUGGCUGAAAGGCAUAUUUUUGUUGAAAAAUAAACAAAAAUAGCUUCUUAACAAAGAGCAAUUUCUCAAGCAAGAAUUUGCUAGGACUGUCUAGGAGUGGGGAGGGGAAAACUGAAAACUAGCGGUUGUUGGCAGAGAGGUUUGGAACGUAACUUUUGUUUUGUACAUAUGUUUCCGCCAUCGUUUCCUAUGACCGAAAAGAGCUUCUGGACAUCAAAACAGCUAUCACUAACCUAGAUUUGGACGAGGACUUCUACUUCAAUGAGUCAAAGGCGAAGGACAUAUAGAUUUUUCCAGACCAGGCCCAAAUCCCCGACUCUCGAAGAAGGAGGAGAUGGCGCUAUAGAGGCCGGCGCGCGGGCACACUGAUGAAACUAUGGCGGCAAGUAAAUAAAUCGCCUCUACCCACUGUAUUGGCGAAUGUGCAAUUUCUGGAGAAUAAACUGGAUGAGUUCCAUUCGAGACUAUCCCAUCAACGGGACAUUAAGAACUGUAAUAAACUAUGCUUCUCGGAGUCAUGGCUGAACAAGGACAUGGAUCAUUUACAUCUAGCUGGUUUUUCUAUGCAUUGGCAGGACAGAACGGCAGAGUCCGGUAAGAUCGGGGGGGGGGGGGGGGGGGAGUUAUUUGUGUCUUUGUCAACAACAACUGGGGUGCGAUCUCUAACAUUAAGGAAGUCCCAAGUCUAGAAUACCUCAUUAUAAACUGUAGACCAUACUAUUUACCAAGAGAGUUUUCAUCUGUAUUUUUCGUAACUGUCUAUUUACCACCACAAACCGAUGCUGGCACUAAGACCACACUCAACGAGCUGUAUCGGGCCAUAAGCAAACAAGAAAAUGCUCAUCCAUAGGUGGCGCUACUGGUGGCCGGUGAUUUUAAAAACAUGUAGGCGUUGAGGAUUAUACCUUUAUAUUCUUAGCUACCAGUGGGAGGCUGCUGAGGGGAGAACGGCUCAUAAUACUGGCCGGAAUGGAGCAAAUGGAAUGGCAUCAAACACCUGGAAACCAUGUGUUUGAUGUAUUUGAUACCGUUCCACUGAUUCCGCUCCAGUCAUUACCACGAGCCCGUUCUCCCCAAUUAAGGUGCCACCAACCUCCUGUGGUAACUACGUCCAUCGUAACAAGAAAUAGAUGACCGUGGUGGUCAUGUCAACUCUUAGUAUGUUUUUCCCAACUGCUGUGACAGGUGGCGCAGUCCGCUAGUUCAAUGGUUGUGAGUUCUAAUCCCACAUUAUUUACAAUAUGCAUCCCGUGCUCACACACUUUUAAUUCUGAAAAGUGAAAGUAUACCCGCAAGAGGUGUCGCUCUGGUAGUAGUUGUAGGUUUUUAUACAGUACCCAAGACCAAUCUGUGAGUUAAUUUGACAAUUGGAAAAAUAGCUACUGUGUAAAUACUGCAAUGCGGGUUGGAUUGAAUUGAGGCCCUAAUCUUCAUUUUCAAGGUGAUGAUUGCACUUUCUUCCCAACACAAUACCGCAAUACAUGUGAGUCCACAUUUCAAUUAUUUUUUUAUAGCGCCCCAUGGAGGAUUUGAACUUACACCGCAAGUGGCAAUCGAUGUCAAAAACUCACUCUUACCACUGUGAGGUAACUGUCCAAAGCUGUAUUUGCUCACGAUGCACUUAAUUUGAUUAUCAGAGCGUGCCAGUGGACUUCAGGUAUGUUUUAGUGAGAAAGUGUUGGGAUCAGGUACAACUAUGUUUACCCACCCCCAAAAUUAAUAUUUAUGAUCAAUUCCCCCCCACCCACAACUUCUCAACUGAAUAGAUUUUUUUUUUUUUUUUUUUGAAGGGGUUGGGUAAAGGCUGAAAUUGGGGUUGAGAGUUACCCUUUAAAGCAUACUACAUUUUUGAAAUGUCACAUAUUAUAAAAUGUUCUAUUUUCGAAUAGAAAAGGCCAUUCAAGAUGGUCAAAACCCUUUUCGGCAUCAACAGCCAUUGAUAAAUCUAUAACUUGUUUUUUGGUGUAUUGUAUUAAACUGAAACAUGUUAUUGUAUUUGUUUGUCUAUUUUUAAUAAACCCUGUUUGAUAUGUGUCAAGUCUGGUAAGAUGGUUGCCAUUCUAUUGCUAAUAAGCUUUGUUAUUAUUUUGUCACAAUUUUAUUAAACUUAUGGUUCUGUAAUCAGCAGUGGACUCUCCAGAUUUUCCUGGUUUUAAUAUAACUGAAAUAACUGUUUGAUACAUGGAACUAGGAAGCACUGAAUUGAGUGACAUGUUGUCAUUUGUGUAAAUAGGGGUGCUACUUUGUCCCAAAAUGUUAAAUGGAAUUCUAUGGGAAAGCUGUCCUUUCCUGGUGUUUUUCAUCUGCGCCAAUCUUUUAACAAUGUCUCUGUUUUAUUGAUUAUUUUUUGUCUGCUGAUAAUUGAUUCAGGGUUGUUGAGUCUAAGAAGGCUGUAGGAUCAGAUAAAAAAAAUUUGCUUGCCCAAAAAGCCUACUAUUUAGAACACAAGUAUGGGUAUUCGGACACGGCCAUUGUCUUUUCUACACUAAUGUGGAUUUUAGCCACUGAGUGCAACAUGAGCCGCUGGUUCCCUGCAAAACAGAAUACCUGCCUGAUCUGUCACCACUUGGUCCAAACAAACGCCUUCUGACUCUACAUACAACCUAUUGUGAUCUGCAUUUCUCUCGUGUUUAGGCCCCCUGUGAGUGGUUGAUGAGCACCAGGAGAAGGAGUGGGGAGGGAACAGAACUAAGGGAAUGUUCUCUCAGAGCUUCCUGUUUUCUGUGUGCUUCACAGGCUGUGGCAAGUGUUCCACUGUUUUGUCUGAGGAUUAAUUUCCUUUGAGGAGUAGGAAGAGCUCAGACGCUGCUCCUCCCCCACCAAUGACAGGCCCUUCCUCCUAGAGUGCUAAGAUGUGAUAAAAAGCAUGCCACAUCCUAGCACUCUGAACUGUUUGUAUGGUGUUUUGUAUUUGAGAGUGAGUGCUCAAAAUGAUAGUAUUUGGACUACACCUGUCCCUGUUUGCUUAGAGCUUCCUGAGAUCACCCUCGACCCGGGAUAACUGUAAUCUGAUAGUCUGCACUAAUUCAGCCAGGCUAAUGCCAAUCCCUGUCUGUCUGUGCUGCGCUCAGCCCUUUGUACUACCUGGUAUUUGUCUACCUUGUAAAGCAGGUGCUUGUGUGAGGCACUGCUGUUUGCACGGCAUGAGUGACCCCUUGUCUUUCAUUCUGGCUUUUUAGGUCCUAGUAUCUGUCAUGUCAUAUGAUCUGCUGGAGUUUGAAAGAGAAUGCAGGCCUAAAUGUUCAGCCCAUUUUGUUGGAUGUAGACUAAUGACUGCAAGGCAGUCCCUAGAAAAAAUGUAAAAAAUCACAACAUAAAGGGGACUUGUCAAAGCCUCUUAGGCGAAGAGCUUGUUAGUUUUAGCCUGUCCAAACUGUAUUUUUUUUUAUUAUGAAGCCUUUUUGUGAUGGGUUCUGCAGAAUGAUUAUCUGGCUGUUUGGUGUGCUCCGUUGGAAGGGAAAGGUCAUGUUGUCCUUUGACUAAUGAUGCUACUACGGCUACCACAGUUGCUGCCACUGUGACAGAACAGUGGUAUCUGUGUGUUCAUGGAUCUGUGUGUGUGUAUGUUCUAUUGCCUUGUAUGCUUGAUAUUUCUGAGGUCUGUGCCUCUCCUUAGGUUUUUAUUUAUUUAUGUAACCUACAACAUACGACCUCGUUUCAUUCAUCGCUGAGAAAAAGGAGAGGCUAUUUAUAAUGAGGACCAUGACACAGUAUAAUUCAAAAUCAAAUGCAGAGUUAAAUAUAUAUAUAUAUUUUUUUAAAUAAAUACACAGUGAAUAACAAUCAAAAUAACAUGGCUAUAUACAGGUCGAUCAUUGUCAGUUUAUAGUCUCUGCUCUGUGUGUGUUGGUGUCAGUGUAAGUACAGUAUAUGUGUGGGUAGAGUCCAGUGUGUGUGCAUAGUCAUCGAAGGGUAAAUGGAGGUAGCUAUUUAGCAGUCUUGUUUAGAAGUCUUAUGGCUUGGGGGUAGUGAUGUGCAGUUCACAAACGAUUUGUUCUUUUUGAAUGACUCUUUACUGACUCGAGAGUCAUGAUUCGUUUUUUUCCGAGUGACUCAUUCAUUUUAGUCAUUAGUUUAACCUGCUAGUCCGGUUGCGGCCACAACUAGACCUCGUUUCAAAUGUAUCAAAUAAUCGUAUUUGUAUGCCUAGCAAUCAACAAAUGUACAUUGUUUAAAGCUCCACUACAGCCCCAUCGAUGUGGAUUGGGGCAUGCUCGCCCCUCCAUUUCCUGUAGUCCACGAUCAGCUCCUUUGUCUUGCUGACGUUGAGAAGUUGUUGUUCUAGCACCACACUGCCAGGUCUCCGACCUCAUCCCUAUACGCUGCCUCAUCGUCGGUGAUCAGUCCUACCACCGUCGUGUCGUCAGCAAACUUGAUGAUCGUGCGCAGCCACGCAGUCGUGGGUGAACAGGGAGUACGGGAGGGGACUAGGCACACACCCCUGAGGGCCAUCCAUGUUGGUCAGCAUGGCAGAUGUGUUGUUGCCUACCCUCACCACCUGGGGGCGGCCCAUCAGGAAGUCUAGGAUCCAGUUGCAGGGGAUGUGUUCAGUCCCAGGGUCCUGAGCUUGGAGGGUAUUAUGAUGUUGAAUACUGAGCUGUAGUUAAUGAACAGCAUUCUAACAUAGGUAUUCCUUUUUUCCAGGUGGGUGAGGGUAGUGUCUAAUGCAGUAGAGAUUGCGUCAUCUGUGGAUCUGUUGGGGCGGUAUGCGAAUUGGAGUGGGUCCAGGGUGUCUGGGAUGAUGGUGUUAAUGUGAGCCAUGACCAGCCUUUCAAAGCAUUUCAUGGCUAUAGAUGUGAGUGCUAUGGGGUGAUAGUCAUUUAGGCAGUUUACCUUGGCGUUCUUGGGUACGGGAACUAUGGUGGUCUACUUGAAACAAGUUGGUAUUACAGACAGACCGGGUUAGGGAUAGGUUGAAAAUGUCAGGGAAGACCCUUGCCAGCUGGUCAGCACAUGCUCUGAGUACGUGUCCUGGUAUUCCGUCUGGCCCCGCGGCCUUUGCGAAUGUUAACCUGUUUAAAGGUCAUACAUCGGCUACGGAGGGCGAGAUCACACAGUUGUCCGGAACAGCUGGUGCUCUCAUUCAUGGUUGUGUUGCUUGCCUCGAAGCGAGCAUAGAAGGCACUUAGCUCGUCUGGUAGGCUUGUGUCGCUGGGCAGCUCGUGGCUGGGUUUCCCUUUGUAAUCCUUGAUAGUUUGCAAGCCCUGCCACAUCCGUCGAGCGUCAGAGCCAGCGUAGUAGGAAUCGAUCUUAGUCCUGUAUUGACGCUUUGCCUGUUUUAUGGUUUGUCGGCGGUCUUAGCGGGAUUUCUUAUAAGUGUCCGGAUUAGUGUCCCGCUCCUUGAAAGCGGCAGUUCUAGCCUUUUAGCUCAGUGCGGCUGUUGCCUUUAAUCCAAGACUUCUGGUUGGGGUAUGUACGUACGGUCACAAUGGGGAUGACUUCGUCUAUGCACUUAUUAAUGAAGCUGGUGACUGAUGUGGUAAACUCCUCAAUGUUAUCGGAUGAAUCCCGGAACAUAUUCUAGUUUGUGCUAGUGAAACAGUCCUGUAGCUUAGCAUCCGCUUCAUCGGACCACUUCCGUAUUGUGUGUCACUGGUACUUCCUGUUUAGAGUUUUUGCUUGUAAGCAGGAGGAUAAAGUUAUGGUCUGAUUUACCAAAGAGAGGGUGAGGAAGGGCCUUAUAUGAGUUUGUGUAUGGAGUAAAAGUGAUCUAGAGUUUUGUCGCCUCUAGUUGCACAGGUGACAUGCUGUAAAACAUUUGUUAAAAGGAUUUAGUUUUUCUGCAUUCAAAUAACUGGCCACGAGAAACGCCCCCUCUUGAUGUGCAUUUUCUUGUUUGCUUAUGGCCAUAUACAGUUCGUUGAGUGCGGUCUUAGUGCAAGCAUCAGUUUAUGGUGGUAAAUGGACAGCUACGAAAAAUAAAUAGUAUGGUCUGCAGCUUAUCAUGAGGUAUUCUAACUCGGGCGAGCAAAAACCUGAGACUUCCUUAAUAUUAGAGAUUGCGCACCAGCUGUUGUUAGCAAAGAGCCACACCCCUCCUCCCUUCGUCUUACCCGAGUCUGCCGUCCGGUCUUGACGAUGCAUAGAAAAACCAGUAAGAUGUACAUUAUGUCCUCAUUGUAUAUUAUCCGUGUCCGCCCUGAGAAACAUAGAAUAUGACCGUUUUAAAGGUCCUGUUUGCUCUCCAUUGACUGCACGUUCGCCAAUAGAACAGAGGACAAUGGCGGACUAUUUGCUUGCCAACAUAGUUUCAUCAGGAUGCCGCCUCGCCUGCCUCUCUUUCGUCGCCGCUUCCUCUUUCGAGUCCCAGGGAUUAGGGCCUGGUUUGGAGGAAGCAGAACUUCCAGAGCUGCCGACUCGUUGAAGUAGACAUUUUCAUCCAAAUCGAGGUUGGUGAUCGCUGUUCUAAUGUCCAGAAGCUGUUUUCGGUCAUAGGAAAUGAUGGUGGAGACAUUACCUACAAAAAAAGUUACGACCAGCGUAAAAAAACACAAAAUAGCAGAAUUGGUCAGGAGCCCGUAAGACUGCCACUGCAGCGCCAUCGACACAGUUCACCCCUCCUUCCUCCAUCCCCCUUGGCUAAUUUGACCACAGUCGUUCCAGUGUACCUGGUGUGUCUGUCAGAUGGAUGCAAUAAAGAUGCUCUUUCUCAGAGAGGCCUCUUGAGGGUCCCUUCUGAACUGCCCUCGACUCUACUGUCCUCGCCUCCAUCCACUGCCUUCUCUCUUUCAAGGGAAGGAGCACAAGCCCAACUCUCCUCCUAUGUCUCUUGUUUUCAUCUGGAGAGGCGCUACAAUAGCAGCCAUUGUCCUUGUCUUUUUUAUAUUUUCUUCCAUUUCCGCUCGUUUCAAUGGACACUACGAUCAUAUGGCUCAAGUUUUCUAGCGAAAUAAUUGUUUCUGAAAGAGAAACAAUGUAGGCUCCUCUGGCGAAUGAUUUUCAGAAGCUACAGGAAGCGGCUUGUAUUUUUGUUUUUCUCCAAGACAACUUCCUGUGUGAGGGAUGGCACUUCCUGUUUGGCCCUCGGCCCGCCCUCCCUCACUCUGCUCUUGUUUCACUGUUGUCUGUGUUGACUACCUUUUUGCUUUUCAUGUCUCAAGUAAUACAUCAGAGUUUUUGUUUGGAGAGACAGAUGUAUGUAGCUGUAGUAUAACCCUGGGUCUGUCUGUCACUCCCUGAUUCCCACAGAGCUGAAAACAUCCCUCCUGAGGUGCUGAGACAGAGGGAGGCCAAAUGGCUGGACAUGCUCAACAACUGGGACAAGUGGAUGGCAAAGAGACACAAGAAGGUAAGUCAGUCAAACGCUGGCUGAUCUACAGAAAUCCCAUUGCUGACGAAAACAGCAAAUUCAUGUGUUGGUCUUUAUUAGAAACAUGUUAAGGUAGCCUUGCAAGCUGUUAUGUGCCACCCCUUUUACUCCUAUUGAGUGACUGCUUUGGAUGCUACAGUAUGUCAGGUCACAAUACAGUCACCACAGCCCCACCUGUUUUGCAAUGUGUAACUCAGAGCUGAUUUAUUAUUACACACUUAGUGUACACAAACCACCCUGGAGAAAAGGCCUAAGGGCAUGAACUGUGGAAGGAAAGUAAUUGAACACAUACAGUGCCUUGCAAAAGUAUUCAUCCCCCUUGGUGUUUUUCCUAUUUUGUUGCAUUACAACCUGUCAUUUAAAUUGAUUUUUAUUUGGAUUUCAUGUAAUGGACAUACACAAAAAAUGAAAAAAAUAACUUGUUUCAAAAAAUUCCAAUAAAUAAAUAACAGAAAAGUGGUGCGUGCAUAUGUAUUCACCCCCUUUGCUAUGAAGCCCCUAAAUAAGACCUGGUGCAACCAAUUACCUUCAGAAGUCACAUAAUUAGUUAAAUAAAGUCCAUCUGUGUGCAAUCUAAGUGUCACAUGAUCUGUAACAUGAUCAUAGUAUAUAUACACCUGUUCUGAAAGGCCCCAGAGUCUGCAACACCACUAAGCAAGGGGCACCACCAAGCAAGCGGCACCAUGAAGACCAAGGAGCUCUCUAAACAGGUCAGGGACAAAGUUGUGGAGAAGUACAGAUCAGGGUUGGGUUCAAAAAAAAUAUCCGAAACUUUGAACAUCCCAUGGAGCACCAUUAAAUCCAUUAUUAAAAAAUGGAAAGAAUAUGGCACCACAACAAACCUGCCAAGACAGGGCCGCCCACAAAAGCUAAUGGACCAGGCAGGGAGGGCAUUAAUCAGAGAGGCAACAAAGACUGGGACGGAGGUUCACCUUCCAGCAGGACAAUGACCCUAAGCAUACUGCUAAAGCAACACUCAAGUGGUUUAAGGGGAAACAUUUAAAUGUCUUGGAAAGGCCUAGUCAAAGCCCAUACCUCAAUCCAAUUGAGAAUCUGUGGGAUGACUUAAAGAUUGCUAUACACCAGCGGAACCCAUCCAGCAGUUUUGCCUUGAAGAAUGGGCAAAAAUCCCAGUUACUAGAUGUGCCAAGCUUAUAGAGACACACCCCAAGAGACUUGCAGCUGUAAUUACUGCAAAAGGUGGCUCUACAAAGUAUUGACUUUGGGGGGGUGAAUAGUUAUGCACGCUCAAGUUUUCAGUUUUUUGUCUUAUUUGUUGUUUGUUUCCCCCUUCAAAGUGGUAGGCAUGUUGUGUAAAUCAAAUGAUACAAACCCCCCAAAAAUCCAUUUUAAUUCCAGGUUGUAAGGCAACAAAAUAGGAAAAAUGCCAAGGGGGGUGAAUAAUUUCGCCAGCCACUGUACUGGAACAACCUGUCCCCCUUGCUUGAUAUCUAAUCUAUUACGCUGAUGGAAUUCCCAUGAUUUUGAAACUAUUCUCACCGUGCAUGAUAAUGAUGAGUGGCUGUGACCGUAGCACUAACUUCCUAUCCCCAGAUGAAGCUGCGCUGUCAGAAGGGCAUCCCCCCCUCACUGCGAGGCCGGGCGUGGCUUUACCUGUCAGGAGGAAAGGUGAAGAGGGAGCAGCACAAGGGCAAGUUCGAGGUCAGUCAUUAUCCUCACUGUUAAUACCUGUCUCUCUCUAUCUCACACACACACACACACACACACUUACUCAUACUUUUACACAUAGUGUAAGCAUGUAAAUAACUGUGUGUGUGUUUCUUUUUAAGGAGCUGGACAGCCAGGCAGGAGACCCUAAGUGGGUGGAUGUGAUAGAGCGGGACCUCCACAGACAGUUCCCCUUCCAUGAGAUGUUUAUGGCAAGAGGAGGCCAUGGGUAAGAAAUGUGAAUGGGGCAUUGUGUUUCUGUCACUGUGUUUCUGUUGAUGUUACUUGUGCCUUUGUCUCAGUAUUUUUCUGUUAGUUUUUUAGUAACUGAAUUGUGCUUACUGUGUAUGUAGGCAGCAGGACCUGUACCGUGUCCUGAAGGCCUAUACUCUGCACCGGCCAGAGGAGGGUUACUGCCAGGCCCAGGCUCCCAUCGCUGCUGUGCUGCUAAUGCACAUGCCUGCUGAGGUGAGCCUGCACACACACACACACACACACACACACACACAUAUAUACUGUUACUCACGCUCCAAUAAUGUUUUCUGAUAAUGUUGCAUGCAUACGCCAACCGUCAUGUUUAAUUUAUGUUUGUGCUUUAUUGACAGGAUGCAUUCUGGGGUUUGGUCCAGAUCUGUGAGAAGUACCUUCCUGGAUACUACAGUGCAGGGCUGGUAAGACACAUUACUUCAAACUACAUACACAUUCUCUCUCCUUCACUCACACUUAUACUCAAAAUGAACACAUAGACACAAAAAUACAAUGAACCAAGAUCACGUGCUUUAGAGAAUUUGCUGACUGUUGGCUGUGACAGGGUGAGGUCUUUUACUAGGGUUUAAAGAUCAGGCAUACAGGAUACAGUUUGAUAAGGGCAGAGCUAGAGAGUAACUCAAAGAGCUUACCUGUCACUAAAAUAAAGUCAAACAUUCAUUCAGCAUGUUUAUCAUUGUCAGGAACACCCGUGUCUUGGAAAAGAAAAGCUGUACAAUUUUAGGUGACAAUCAUGUUGAAUGCAGGCAGGCAGGUCAUAUUAUUGGACCAGCUCUCUAGCUGGCAUGUGCUGCUGUCAUUGCAUGCCUGUAGCUUGUUGUCUGUGACCGUGACAAGCUAAUGACCUGAGUGAACGGGUGACCAGACAAUGUGGUCCAGAUAAUGAAACUAUUAGAUUUAACAAAUGAAGGAGUCUGUUCUCGUGUCCUCUCACACUCUCUCUCACACUUUCUUUCUCCCUCUCGCCCCUCCCUGCCUCUCUCCCUCGCCCCCUCUACUCUCCUUUCUGACUGUUCUUCCUGUGUGCUCCUGUAGGAGGCGAUCCAGCUGGAUGGAGAGAUCCUGUCUGCUCUGCUGAAGCGGGUGUCUCCUCUGGCCCACCGCCACCUGAAGAAGCACAAGAUGGAUCCUAUCCUGUACAUGACAGAGUGGUUCAUGUGUGCCUUCUCCAGAACCCUGCCUUGGGCCUCCGUGCUGCGCGUCUGGGACAUGUUCCUCUGUGAGGGUGAGAUACAGAGUAAACAUACGCACAUUACAUUAUGGCCACAUGAGAGCACUCUCAGAGAGGCAGGGUCUUUAGACAGACAAGCACACAUGCCAGCAUACUCAUCAUUACAUACAUCAUAGACACAUUCAAACAUACAAAGGAACACACACACUUAUCUCAGGAGUGUUAUCUCAGGAUCUCCGUCUGGUGUGUGUUCGUCCAGGAGUGUUAUCUCAGGAUCUCCGUCUGGUGUGUGUUCGUCCAGGAGUGUUAUCUCAGAAUCUCCGUCUGGUGUGUGUUCGUCCAGGAGUGUUAUCUCAGGAUCUCCGUCUGGUGUGUGUUCGUCCAGGAGUGUUAUCUCAGGAUCUCCGUCUGGUGUGUGUUCGUCCAGGAGUGUUAUCUCAGGAUCUCCGUCUGGUGUGUGUUCGUCCAGGAGUGUUAUCUCAGGAUCUCCGUCUGGUGUGUGUUCGUCCAGGAGUGUUAUCUCAGGAUCUCCGUCUGGUGUGUGUUCGUCCAGGAGUGUUAUCUCAGGAUCUCCGUCUGGUGUGUGUUCGUCCAGGAGUGUUAUCUCAGGACUCUGUGUGACUUAAUCUGUCCGUCUGGUGUGUGUUCGUCCAGGAGUGAAGAUUAUCUUCCGGGUGGGCCUGGUGCUGUUGAAGUGCAUGCUGGGCUCCCAGGACAAGCUGAAGACGUGUCAGGGCCAGUAUGAGACCAUGGAGUUGCUCAAGACCAUAGAUACACGCUACAUGCAGGAGGGGUUCCUAGUGCGGGAGGUACGGCCAUGCACAACCACCCACAGCCAUACUUCUAGAACCAGAAACAUCAAAUACUGGAAAAUGCUGUGUCAUAGUUUUUAGCCACUUUGGGAAUAGCUGACAUGAAUGUGAUGAGACUAUGUCAUGGCCACAUUGCAUGCUAAGGGCUAUGGUGUAAACUGAAAAAAAGUGUUACUUUAAUAAAACAGUAUGAUAUUAGUCAUGAUUUCUGCUACCUUGUCAAGCUGACAAGAGUUUAAGACCACUAUGGUUAACCACUACCCCUUUUGCUCUGUCCCAGAUUAUAGAGCUGCCGGUGUCAGAGCGGAACAUUGAGAAGGAGCACCUGGCAUCAGUGCGGCGCUGGAAGGAGACCCGGGGUGAGUUGCACUGCAAGUCCCCUCCAAGAAUGCACGGCGCCAAAGCCAUCAUGGCCGCCGAGCCGCCCAGUCACCAAGACCUGAGACAGAACCCCACCAUCAUAGUCGAGUCGCCCCUGGCAACCAAGCGCAAUGGGGAGUACAAGGAGAGGAAAAAGACCAAAGAGGAGAAGAAUGGGAAGAAGAACCACUCUCCGACCCCAGUCGCAGCCAACCCCUUCCCUGAACCCAGCGAGCCCUCCCCCCUCCUCAAAGACACAGCCAUGCAGGGCUCCAAUCAGAGCCUGAGCAGCACAGAGCAUGACACCUACCUGUAGCAGAUGGAAGGAGCUGGGACAAGCUGGGGGUUACAACACCUGUUUACUGCUCACUGACUCCAUAUCCCCAGUAUACCUGUACCCUCUGACCCAUCCCCACCUCUGCCCUGACCAUCAGGUCCCACACCUCUUGACCGACCCUUUCCAUUAUAGCCAAAUGCAUCCAUAGCAAAACACUCUAAAAUAAUGGAAGCCUCUGGCGUAGACCAAGUAGUAGUUGUUUUUCACACAUAUAUGGGAGAUGACAAUUCAAUCAUCAGUUGGGAGAGUGCAGAACUAACCUUCGUUCAGUUGGCCAUACGGGUAUACAUGCACUUGGGCUGAGGGUAGAUUAUACAGCCUGCCGCUGAGAUCAAUCAUAUCAGUUGAUUAUUUCAAUCUUUUCUCACUAAAGAAGUCUUAGACUGAGUCAAGAUUAGGUGACAUAACUAUGAAGUCUGCUUAGCCAAGAGUCCUGGAUCUGUCCUACAAGAUCUGGGGGUCUUUUGCUAGAGGCUGGAGCACUACCUAUUUACAUCUUGCACCUAAUAUAUACUGUAGUAUGAGGCACUACACUGCCAACACACACCAAUCCAGAAUUGUUAGAUUAAGUUCUCAGUCACAGGGAAUGUCAAUUCAGUUAAAUUAAUCACAGCAGAAUAUGGCUUGAAUCACAUACGUUGCCAACAUACUGUAUAAAGAUUAAUGCUAUUGUCAUUCACUCAUUGGUGCAUCCUUUCUCUCUGAUUGUAGUUGAUGUUGAUUAACACUAGAGGGCUCUGUGGGGCAAUUUUCCUGCCCUGACCAAUGAAGGAACUUGAAUGACCGUGGUUGAGGGGAAAAUCAAUGAUCUGUUUAUCAUCUUCAUAGUUUCAAAUGAAGGAAAUGAAAGUUUGCAGGACAAUUCCUGUCACUAGACCAAAGCUUGUUGAUUUGAUGUUUUGACAUAUAUUAUGUGUUGUAAGAUCCAUGCUGUCUGAAUUAUUCCUGAGUGUGUUGAUUCUUUGCUGAGCUCCAGAGAACAGACGGUGAGUGUGUGUGGUUAUGCAGUGGGAGAAACAUGGGAGAAUGCCAAUCGAUGGACCACUCGUAUCAUACUCAGCCAUGUUGAUUAAUCUAGCCAUGUCUAGUUGAUGAGAUAAGUAUAAGCUAUUUGUGUAUACCUGUUUAUUAACUCUGUCCAUAAUUGCUUUAUAUGCAAUCAUCAAUGUUUUACAUAAAUGUGUGUCAAGGUCAAAUAUCUGCCUUUAGAUCAGAUUAGAACAGCUGAAGUUGAUGUUUCUGAAGGGACUAUUUGUAUGAAAGAACAUUGUCCAUUUUUUAAAUGGUAAAAGGAUGAUUUCUGUAAAAAUUGCUGUAGAUUUUCACACUUGCAUAGUAUAACACUACAUAUACAAUAGGUUUAUAUUUGUCUAAGAUUAAGCACUUUGUCCCUGGUCAAGCCCUUUAAGAAUAGAAUGAACAAUAACAUUUUGUUUGUCUUCUGUAAAAUUGGCUGUGUGUGUGUAUAUACACUGAACAAA